Molecule: messenger RNA, 453 nt
Organism: Macroventuria anomochaeta
Lineage: Eukaryota; Fungi; Ascomycota; Dothideomycetes; Pleosporales; Didymellaceae
Product: mediator of RNA polymerase II transcription subunit 10
Exons: 3
Coding region: 22-447 (141 amino acids)
Biological process (GO): regulation of transcription by RNA polymerase II
Cellular component (GO): mediator complex
Molecular function (GO): transcription coregulator activity
Source: RefSeq, a predicted model, not a curated record
CCACAAUUUUAAAUAUUCAAAAUGGGCGCAGCAGACAAUGACGCGAUCGCUGCAGUCGAGCGGCAGCUCAAAGACAUUGUGCAGACGCUAUACAACCUUAUAGUGCAGGCUUACGAUCAUCAUGGUGGCAAGACGCAAGAAGCUAUGAAGCGCGAGGUCCAGUCACUCAUUCAAAACCUCGUGAAGCUGUCACAGACGGCCCCAUCUGUUCACAUCGACAUACCUCCAGAGGUCACAAACUACGUGGAGAGCUCUCGAAACCCCGACAUCUACACUCGAGAGUUUGUCGAGCUUGUGCAACGCACGAAUCAGAUGCUGAAAGGUCGCGAAGAAGCUUACCGUCUACUGCAAGAACAAAUUGCAUGGCAGCUGUCCAAUGCCGUACCAGAGCUGAAAGAUGACGUUGUCAAGGUAGUCGAAGCUACGGGUGGUAAAGUCCCGACCUGAUCUCGU